GUAACUGUAGCUAUAACAAUAAUUCAACCUGCCAUAUUACCCACUUGAGAGUAUUUGCACAGGACAGCACUGGAGUGAUUCCAGUAGAACUAACAUCUUUGCAAUAUCUCACACAUAUCGUAAUUGAUCAAAAUUACAUGUCUGGCACCUUGCCUGCUUUUAUUGGAAAUUUAACUCGGUUGACAUAUUUGUCAAUGGGUCACAAUGUAUUUUCAGGGUCUCUCCCAAAGGAGCUUGGAAACCUUAAGGAGUUAAAUUUUCUUUACAUGGAUAGUUCUGGAGUGGGUGGUGAGAUUCCCUCAACAUUUGCUAAUCUUCAAAAUAUGCUAAUAACGUGGGCAUUUGAUUGUCCUCUAACAGGCAAAAUACCUGAUUUCAUUGGGAACUGGACCAAGCUUAUAGCGCUGCGGAUCACUGAUAUAUACAGCGGGAGCUCCUCUCUUGAUUUUAUAAGAAAUAUGACGAAGUUAACUGAAUUAUCUCUAAGAAAUGCUUUGAUCAUCGGUAACAUUCCAUCUAACAUUGGAGAAUAUCUAAUGUUAAAGACUCUGGAUUUGAGUUUCAACCACUUAACUGGUCAAAUCACUAGUGCUUUGUUUAGUAUUGAUGCUCUUACUGACUUGUAAUUCUUUUGACAUUUCUCUCCA
This is a messenger RNA of Pistacia vera, 647 nucleotides long. Its product is annotated as probable LRR receptor-like serine/threonine-protein kinase At1g56140. Lineage: Eukaryota; Viridiplantae; Streptophyta; Magnoliopsida; Sapindales; Anacardiaceae. The record is from RefSeq and is a predicted model, not a curated record. Gene Ontology annotation, molecular function: protein binding. The transcript is spliced from 9 exons. The coding region runs from base 138 to 626 and encodes 162 amino acids.